AUGGGGCUCCCGGAGUCACUAAAGAGCAGGCGCUGCAGUUCUGCCGGCGCGCGGGAAGUUCUUCUGGAGAAGAGUUGGAGGCACCGCGCAGCAGGCGCUGGCAGGGUGGCUGCUGCGGAGACGCUCAGCGCCCCGGGACGCCUCCGGGGCCGGGGCGACGGGCCACACGAGGAUCAGCGUCCGGAGACCCCCUCCGGUCUCCGCCUCGGUCGCGGUGCACUUCGCUCUGCGCAGGGCUCAGUCCUCUCGGCCCUUCUGCACGCCCUGGCAAUGAGAGACCCCAAGCUCUGA
Molecule: messenger RNA, 291 nt
Organism: Rangifer tarandus platyrhynchus (Svalbard reindeer)
Lineage: Eukaryota; Metazoa; Chordata; Mammalia; Artiodactyla; Cervidae
Source: the annotation of a GenBank genome assembly